Solanum tuberosum (potato) is the source of this 2101-nucleotide messenger RNA. RefSeq names its product LRR receptor-like serine/threonine-protein kinase EFR. The coding region runs from base 1 to 2091 and encodes 696 amino acids. The record is from RefSeq and is a predicted model, not a curated record. Gene Ontology annotation, molecular function: ATP binding; protein kinase activity; protein binding. Gene Ontology annotation, biological process: protein phosphorylation. Lineage: Eukaryota; Viridiplantae; Streptophyta; Magnoliopsida; Solanales; Solanaceae. The transcript has 5 exons.
AUGUGGAGAGGGCCAUGGUAUGUACCCGAACACAGAGUCUUAAAUCUCACCAACAACAGCCUCACAGGUAUGAUCCCUCCUUCUGUUGGAAAUGCCACAAAAAUGAUGAACUUCAGUUUGUCUGGGAAUAGAUUCAGCGGCAACAUUCCUAAGGAGGUCGGUUCCAUUCCAGCAGCACUGUUUAAUAUCUCGUCACUACUUUCCAUACAUCUGCGAUACAAUAGACUUUCUGGUCCUCUCUUGCUAGAUGAAGGGAAUAUUGUGUCAAAUCUGAAGUUUUUAAAGGCUAUUUUCAACAUAUCUUCUUUCGAAACGAUUGAUUUCAGUUUCAAUAACCUCUCGGGGAGAAUUCCAACCACUACAGGUCUUCAUCUUCCGAACCUUAAAGGACUUAACUUGGGAUUCAUUCAGCUCGAAGGAGAAAUUCCAUUGUUCAUAACAAAUGCUUCCAAGCUUGAGAUAUUGGGGCUAGAAAAUAACUAUCUGACAGGAACUAUUCCUACUAAUUUGGGAAAUCUUCAUGAGCUGCGAUAUCUGAUCCUACAUGAUAAUCAACUUACCAAUGAACCAAGAGAGCAUGAGUUGCGAUUCUUCAAUUCUUUGGCGGACUGUAGAAUGUUGCGAUAUCUACAAGUGGGUAACAAUCCAUUGAAUGGCACUCUGCCCAAUUCAAUUGGGAAUCUUUCAUCUACUAUUGAAAACUUUAAUAUAGUAGAUGCACACAUCAAUGGCCUCAUCCCCACAAGUAUAGGCAACAUGAGCGGUCUUACAGUCCUAAGCCUUGGAGGAAACAACUUGAUGGGAAAUAUUCCUCCUGAGAUUGGUAAGCUUAAACAACUCCAAGGUACUAUUCCUAAGUCAUUGGAAAAACUCUCUUACCUUGAAAGCAUUAAUGUUUCAUUUAAUGAUUUAGAAGGUGUAAUACCGAGUGGUGGUGUGUUUGCAAAUUCCACUCUGCGAUCAUUUCUUGGUAACAAAGGUCUUUGCGGAAUGCACAUAUUUGGGAUUCCUGCUUGUGCUAUCAAUAAUCCUGGAAAACAAUCAAAGCUUAAGAAGGUUGUGAUAAAAAUUGUUACUCCAGUGGUUAUUUCAUCUUUUAUGAUAUUCUUGUUCAUUUCAAUUUGGAUAAUGAAACGACAGAAGAAAGGGAAGUCCAAAGAUGUGGAGAAGGUACUGCAGAUCAAAACUCAUCAAUUAGUUUCUUAUCACGAGAUUCAACAAGCAACAAAUAAUUUUGAUGAUAAAUCAAAUUUAAUUGGUGAGGGAAGCUCUGGCUCUGUGUACAAAGGCAUUUUAUCUAGUGGAACUGUAGUGGCCAUAAAGGUUCUGGAUUUGGAAAAUGAGCAAGUAUGCAAGAGGUUUGAUACCGAAUGCAAAGUGAUGAGAAAUGUUAGACACAGAAAUCUUGUUCCAGUGAUCACUACAUGUUCUAGUGACUAUAUAAGAGGCUUUGUUAUGCCAAUUAUGCCCAAUGGAAGUCUUGAGAAUUGGCUGUACAAAGAAGAUCGCCACUUGAACCUUCAUCAAAGAGUAACUGUAAUGCUUGAUGCAGCUAUGGCAGUUGAAUAUCUACAUCAUUGUCAUGUUGCUCCAAUAGUUCAUUGCGACCUAAAGCCAGCCAACGUUCUUUUGGAUGAAGAUAUGGUGGCUCAUGUUGGUGAUUUUGGAAUCUCUAAAAUUUUAGCUAUAAGCAAGUCCAUGGCCUAUACCGAGACAUUGGGUACUCUUGGAUACAUUGCACCAGAAUAUGGCUCGGAGGGAAUAGUGUCCGCUAGUGGUGAUGUUUAUAGUUAUGGCAUUAUGUUGAUGGAGGUUUUGACCAAAAGACGGCCAACAGAUGAAGAUAUAUGCAAUGAAAAUCUUGACCUGAGGAAAUGGAUAACACAAUCAUUUUCAGGGAGUAUGAUGGAUGUUGUGGAUGCUAAUCUUUUUUCUGAGGAAGAACAAAUUACUUGUAAAAGUGAAAUGUGCAUAGCCUCCAUGAUAGAAUUGGCUUUAGACUGCACAAAGAAAAUGCCAGAAUCAAGAGUAACCAUGAAAGAAGUAGUCAAGAGGCUUAACAAAAUCAAGAACACAUUUUUGGAAAUGUAGAAGUGAUCAG